GUGACUUUAACUUACUUGUAAAUCUGCUUUAGACUUACCAGUUUCUCAAAUGUCGUUUAUCUCCUUAGUUGUUUGUCACGUUUAUUAUUUUUAAAAUUGACUCUGUAGUACCUGACAGCGAAGGCAACUAACGUUAGCUUUUACAGAGAGCUCCGGCAAGCGACAGUAGUAACUUAGCAUAUCAUUAGGUGGGUACUAAGAGCUAAGGUAGUGGCUAAAAUUCUGGAUAUCUAUAUGAAAGUCAUCUUCAUUCUGUGGACAACCGUGGGAGAAUAAAAUGAAGUGUCACUACGAGGUGUUAGGCGUCAGUAGGGACGCAACUGAUGAUGACUUAAAAAAGGCCUAUCGGAAACUAGCACUGAAAUGGCAUCCAGAUAAGAAUUUGGAAAACGCUGAAGAAGCAGCAGAACAAUUUAAGCUGAUUCAGGCAGCUUAUGAUGUCUUGAGUGACCCUCAGGAGAGAGCUUGGUACGAUAACCACCGGGAGGCGCUACUAAAAGGUGGAGUGACUGGAGAAUACCAGGAUGAUAGCAUUGAUCUCCUGCAGUAUUUCACCGUCACUUGUUACUGUGGUUAUGGAGAUGAUGAGGAGGGCUUCUACACGGUGUACAGGAAUUUGUUUGAGGCCAUUGCGAAGGAAGAGAUGGAACACAGUAAAGGGGAGAAUGAAGACGAGGAUGAGUUUCCCUCAUUUGGAGACUCUCAGAGUGACUAUGACACUGUUGUGCAUCUCUUUUAUGCGUACUGGCAGAGUUUCUGUACACGGAAAAACUUUGCAUGGAAGGAAGAGUACGACACUCGACAAGCAUCCAACCGCUGGGAGAAGAGAGCUAUGGAGAAGGAAAACAAAAAGACGAGAGAAAAGGCCAGGAAAGAGAGAAGCGAGUUAGUGCGGCAGUUAGUGGCCUUUGUGCGUAAGCGUGACAGAAGAGUGCAAGCGCAUAAGAAAGUUCUGGAAGAGCAGAAUGCCGAGAAAGCCAAGAAGGUGGAGGAGCGGAGACGGAAACAGAAACUCCAUCAGGCCAAGCUGGCAGAGGAGUAUAAGGAGCAGAGUUGGGCGGCCAUGUCAGUGUUGGAGAAGGAGCUACAGCACAUAGAGGCUCAGUACGGCCAGGAGUUUGGAGACGCAUCAGAGAGCGAGGAGAGCGUCGAGGACGGGCCGGACAGAGUGGACCACGGGGGAGGAGACUCCACGCAAGCAGAUGGUGCCGCCGAUGACGUCGAUGGCUAUUAUGACGAUCUUUACUGUCCGGCGUGUGACAAAUCCUUCAAAUCUGACAAAGCCAUGAAAAAUCACGAGAAAUCAAAGAAGCACAGAGAGAUGGUGGCCUUGCUUCGGCAGCAGUUAGAGGAAGAAGAUUCGUUAAGUCUGAACUCUGGGGAAAGGGAUGGAGAGGAUGAGGAAGAUGAGGAAGAAGAAUCAGAGGACACACCAAAACAAAAGCUCUCCAGGAAGCAGAAGAAGAAGAGACGACAGCAGAAGAAUAUAUAUAACUCCACUGAAGAGCCCGAGGCUGAGGGUCCGGUCCCAGAGUCCAAUCUGGAGACCCCACCCCCACCUGCACCAGAGCCGAGCAGCAGUGAGGACACCCCCGACCCCUCUAAGGACGCUGGGCAAGGUGUUGGUCAGGAAGGACUGGCCACGGCCAACAGUAAAACCUCUGGAAAGACAAAGGGGAAGAAAGCUGGGAAAGAGUCUAAAAAGAACACCAAACAGCAUGGAAGUGGGGAAUCAACCCAGGAGCAGAGAGAAGUAAACCUGCGUUGUGUGACGUGCCAGUUUGAGUUCGCCACCAGAAACAAACUGUUUGAUCACCUAAAAACAACAGGGCAUGCCACCGCUCUCAUGUCCAACGGCCCCCCGCCAGGCAAAGGCAAGAAAGACAAACGGAAGAACAGAUAGCCAUGGCAACAAGGAAAGGCAUUUAAGACUGAACCAACCAGUGACCAGGGGGGUCUUUUUAAGAACACUCGACCAGAACAGAACUGCACUCUGAAUACACCUGAAAUGUCGUGACUGGGUUUAUUUUAAAUGAAAUGCGUGACUGAACAUGAGAGAGUGAGCAAGAGUAAAUGAAGAUGUUUGUAGUUUUGUUUCUGUGCAUGUUAUGAAACACUCAGUGGCCUGAAGGUUAAAUGGUUUACAGACGGAUUCUGAGUAUUCACUAGUAUGAAGAGCCCUCAUUUUCAGGUCACAGCUCAUAUCUUUGACCCCUAAAGACUAGACUCAGGAUUGCCAAAGCUAAGCUGAUCGUUAAGGAAAUAAAACCUUAACUCUCUUAUGCACAAAUACUGUAUCACUGUUUGUAUUGACUGCACGUUGGCAGUCCGUCCGUGGAUCUUGGCAGUCAUUAAACGUUUAUGGUGGAUAUGUCAAUACAUGCCUAAUCUAGCUGCUGCGGUUAUCCGAUUGAGUAUCCAGCGGUUUGGAGUGACCAAGGGUCUAUUAUUCAGCGCAGUGCAAUGUAUGGAGAAUGACUAGAUAGAGAGACUUGCUGCUCAUUGAUGGUUUGAGUGCCUUGAGCUUACUCCAAACAGAAGGUAAGUAUGUGCUUUAAUUAAUGUGGUACAUGGGAUGUCACAAACAUGUCAUACUAAACCUGGAGAUGAAACUAGACCCUGACUGGAAUAAAUGGCAAUAAUGCAUCAACAGGCUUCCUUUUUGCUCUGAAUUUCUUUAGUGUGUGUAGUCCCCACACUCUUGAUUUAAAGCGACAUUCAUUUACCAAGUUUAGCCUGUUCUCUCAGUAUUCUAUGGCUAAUUCAGUACGUUUUCAGUAGACUCAAACAUUAAGAGUAAUUCACAAAUAAACUAAUUAGUUUUCACUUAUUCAAGAGCCUGGUUUGAUGAACAGGAGAUUGGGGAGAAAGUCAUUAGGUCCAUUACACAAUUAUUUUUUUCCCCCAUUCGUGAUCUGACAAACUUCAUGUGGUUCUUUCGCUGCCUAAGGUUAGGAGCAGCCUCUUGUGAACAAGGACAUUUAUUUAUUGCUUUCC
Chanos chanos (milkfish) is the source of this 2997-nucleotide messenger RNA. RefSeq names its product DnaJ heat shock protein family (Hsp40) member C21 (gene dnajc21). Bases 278 to 1903 code for a protein of 541 amino acids. Gene Ontology annotation, cellular component: cytoplasm. The transcript has 12 exons. Gene Ontology annotation, molecular function: zinc ion binding; nucleic acid binding. Lineage: Eukaryota; Metazoa; Chordata; Actinopteri; Gonorynchiformes; Chanidae. The record is from RefSeq and is a predicted model, not a curated record.